Molecule: messenger RNA, 923 nt
Organism: Colletotrichum godetiae
Lineage: Eukaryota; Fungi; Ascomycota; Sordariomycetes; Glomerellales; Glomerellaceae
Exons: 1
Coding region: 258-743 (161 amino acids)
Source: RefSeq, a predicted model, not a curated record
CGCCCCUCUCACCGCGUUUCGGGUGCUGCACAACAUUGGCUCAAAGCACACUUGCACCCUUCCAGACCACCUAGGAAAGCUAGGAAAGCGGCGAAGCCCUGUGAACAAGCCCGCCGGUUGCAGGGAAAACUGGAGAAGGCCUGCGGGUUGACAUCAACACGAGCUUCUGUCCGUAGUUUGCGCAAAGAGAACUAGCCAUUGUCGUAUCGUGGGUGGGGGAAACUUGUCGAGGAAGCCGCGGUGGACAUACUAUGUAGAUGGCUGGGUGCAUGCUGCUGUCGCAUCAUUUACACUUCUUCUCCGCCGUCACCGCAGCUGGUGCGGAUAGGGAUAGAGAGAGAACCACACCGGACAGGCUGGUUCAUGCACGAAUCAUACUUCGCCAUGGGGAGCGCGGCCGGCACGGGUGCUGGGCGCCAGUGCCACUGAGGUUGUCGUGGAUGCCCACCACCACCACCACCACCACCAACCACCACGGGUCGAGGACAAGUCGACGUCGAAAAUGUCAUGUUUCGUCGACUCAGCGAGGCGAGGAAGAUCGGCCGUCCCUUCCCUGUUGUUUCAGAGUUGCUCUGGGUUUGGUAGCCUUUCCCAUCUCCACUGAGUCGGAUCCAGGGAACUCGACAUGCUUUUUUUCAAGGGUUGGGUUGGUCAGAUGUAUUCGUAGCUGCCUCUUUACACUGCAGUCAGUCGUCAUGACCGGUGUCAGCCAGGAUAAGGAGAGCCCAUCGACCCUGAGGUGAAAGGCCGAAGAAAGUCUCUUUUCCUCUGCAGUAGGUAGGCUGGCUGGUGGAACUCGCCCACAAUGGUCGGGAAUUAUUGUGCAGAUUUGACAGGUGAGCGGCAGGUACGCCGGUGGUGGCGACUGACGGCUACCGUCCAUCAACCGCCGCCGGAGAAAUAAAGGACGACGGUAGCGCGAG